Cladocopium goreaui is the source of this 1575-nucleotide messenger RNA. Lineage: Eukaryota; Dinophyceae; Suessiales; Symbiodiniaceae. The record is from the annotation of a GenBank genome assembly.
GGUCGCUAGAUGGCAACAAGACAUGCUGCAGUGGUGUCAGAUACACAUAUGGAUGAAACACCACUAUGCAACAUUUUAAUAGGGAAGAUGAUGAGAAACCAUGAUAAACCGGAGGAUUUGGGGAUAGCCUCUUUUCAAACUAUGCUGGAUGAAUUUGCUAGUGGUGUUGCAUGAUGUUCUCGACGGUUGGGGAGUAAAUACUUUUUUUGAACAUCGUAGCCGAAUCGUAGCCAUUUCGCCUCAAGGCCGGAAAAAACACCCCAGCACUAAGAGAGUGCGCAAGUCGCGGCCAUGGCGACUGCCAGGCCGGUAGUCUCCAUCUACAACUUCGAGAACCCCUCUGAGAAGACUGGUGCCGUGCCGAUGCCCUAUGUGUUGCAGUCACCACUGCGACCAGACCUUGUCCGUGAGGUCCACACCAACAUGGCCAAGAACAAGAGGCAGGCCUAUGCAGUGAGCCCAAAAGCGGGCUAUGACACUGCGGCCGAAUCUUGGUGCACUGGUCGAGCUGUGGCACGUAUUCCCCGUGCUCCUGGUGGUGGCACUCACCGUGCAGGACAGGCAGCUUUUGGAAACCAGGCCAGGGGUGGAGGAAUGUUCAACCCGACCAAGAUCUGGCGCCGCUGGCACCGCCGUGUGAAUGUGACCAAGAAGCGCCAUGCCGUUGCAGUGGCUCUGGCUGCCAGCAGCUUGCCGCCACUGGUGAUGGCACGUGGCCACAGAAUCAACCAGGUGGCCGAACUCCCCUUGGUGGUGACUGACGGCAUUGAAUCCCUGACCAAAACCAAGCAGGCAGUGGAGGCACUGAAGAAGCUUGGAUGUGGUGAGGAGCUGCAGAAGGUCAUUGAUUCCAAGGCCCUCAGGGCAGGCAAGGGCAAAGCCCGAAGCCGCCGCUAUGUCCAGCGUUUGGGCCCUUUGGUGAUCUACAACGAGGACAACGGCAUCACCCGGGCCAUGCGCAACAUCCCAGGAGUAGAGACAGCACACAUUGAUCGAUUGAAUCUGCUCCGUCUGGCCCCUGGUGGUGCUUUCGGACGCUUUGUGAUCUUCACUGAGAGUGCCUUCAAGAAGUUGUCAGAGAUCUACGGAACCCUCAAGAGCGGUGCUCCCUUGAAGAAGGGCUACCACCUUCCCCGUGCUGCCAUGGACAAUGCGGACCUUGCACGCAUCAUCAACAGCACGGAGGUUCAGUCUGUGCUCCGCCCAAAGAUGGAGCGCUCUACUCAUGCCAUGAAGCGCAACGCCCUGAAGAACAAGGAAUUCAUGGAGGAGUUGAACCCAGGCUCCACUGAGCGCAAAGCCAGCUUGCAAAAGGCAUCUGAGAAGGGCACAGCUGAGUUUGAGGAGGUGCAGAAGAAAAAGAAGGCACGCAUUGAGGAAUCCAAGAAGUACAACAAGGAGAACAAGAAAGGUGACGACACCUUCUACAAGACUCUGAUGAAGGCAUUCGAAGCAAAAGCAGCUGCAGAUGCUGCCAAGAAGGCUGCUGAGAAGGCAGAGGAAGAGGGUGAGGACGAGGAGUGAGCGGAUUGCCUAUGGGGCGACAUGACUUGAGGCGGAUUGAAGCGAAAAAAU